Messenger RNA from Diceros bicornis minor, 1059 nucleotides. RefSeq names its product olfactory receptor 6B1-like. Gene Ontology annotation, cellular component: membrane. The record is from RefSeq and is a predicted model, not a curated record. Gene Ontology annotation, biological process: G protein-coupled receptor signaling pathway. Lineage: Eukaryota; Metazoa; Chordata; Mammalia; Perissodactyla; Rhinocerotidae. Gene Ontology annotation, molecular function: olfactory receptor activity; G protein-coupled receptor activity.
AUGAGCAUCCCUCCCCUCUGCAAACCCCUGGCCCAGGCUUUGCUCACCCCUGGACAGCCUGCUGGACAUCUGAUGGAAGUCGUGUCCUUCUCAGCAAAGCAGAGCCCCCCCACCAGGAGGGCCAUGAGGAACUCCACAAAGACCACAGUGACAGAGUUUGUCUUGCUGGGCUUCCCGGAGCUGUGCCACCUGCAAGGGCUGCUGUUCGAGUCAUUCCUCACCAUCUAUGUGGUGACCAUCCUGGAGAACCUCGUCAUCGUGGUGACCGUUCGAGCCAGCCAUCAACUGCACACACCCAUGUACUUCUUCCUGGCCAACCUGUCAGUGCUGGAGACCUUCUACACCUCAGUCACUGUCCCUAAGCUGCUGGCUGGCCUCCUGGCAUUGGGAAGGACCAUCUCCUUCUCGGGAUGCCUCACCCAACUGUUCCUUGUCCUCUCUCUCAGCUCCUCCGAGUGCUUCCUCCGGGCCACCAUGGCCUGUGACUGGUACCUGGCCAUCUGUCGCCUUCUGCAUUACCCGGCCAUCAUGGACUUGAGGCUCUGCCUGCACCUGGCCCUCAGUGCCUGGCUGAGUGGCUUCCUGGCCUCCUUUGUGUCCGUAGCUCUCAUCUCCCGCCUCAGGUUCUGUGGCCCCAAUGUCCUAAACAACGACUUCUGUGACAUAUCACCCCUACUGCAGCUCUCCUGCUCUGACACCACCACCGUCGAAGUGUCGGACUUUGUAGCAGCGCUGGCUGUGCUCUCCACCUCCCUGCUGGUGACCAUGGUAUCCUAUGGCCACAUCCUGGCCACAGUGCUGAGGAUCCCAGGGGGGGCCAGCCACCAGAAGGGCUUCCCCACCUGCGCCUCCAACCUGGUUGUGGUGGCCAUCCUCUGCACCACCACCAUCUUCAUGUACGCCCAGCCUCACGCCAUCAGCUCCUUUGACCUCAACAAGCUGGUGUCCGUGGUCUACUCGGUUGUGACCCCACUGCUCAACCCCAUCAUCUACUGCCUGCAGAACCGCGACAUCAGGGAGGCACUGGCCAGACUCCUCCGGGCCCCUGGCCCCUCCUGA